Penicillium salamii is the source of this 1995-nucleotide messenger RNA. NCBI's taxonomy places the organism in Eukaryota, Fungi, Ascomycota, Eurotiomycetes, Eurotiales, Aspergillaceae. The record is from the annotation of a GenBank genome assembly.
AUGGAGGAUAAAUCGAAUAAUAUCGAGACUUUUCACAAUGAUAUCGUCGCACAUCCUCCACAGAAGGUGAUCGAUGAGGCGAAUGAUCCUACAGCCCAAGAUCGGCGCCAAGCUGGGGCACUGAAUAUCGUUGAAAACCCCUUAACAGUAGGUUUCAUACUUUCUCAUGAUCUGACAGGAUUCGCACUGGGAAAUGCCAUCCUCGAUGCCCAAGCUUUUGCCGAGUCGAACGGCAUGUCCGAGCACGCCGAGCUUUUUGGCCGCGCUGCUCUCGUUGCACGCGACCCCGAUGGAUUCGAAACAAUUCCAGAGUUGACCGAAGAAGAACGCACCGCUCUUGCGUACGAGAGAGAUCACAAAUGGCAUGGCUCGAAAAUGCUAUGGUACUCUAUCUCUCUUUGCGCUGUUGGUGCCGCGACACAAGGCUGGGAUCAGACUGGAGCCAAUGGAGCCAAUCUUUCGUUCCCCCAGGAGUUUGGUAUAGCUGGCGAGGGAAAAGAUGAGUGGAUUGUGGGAAUUGUUAACUCUAUUAUCUUCUUCACUGCUGGAUUGAUUGGAGCGUUCAUCGUCGAUCCUCUGAAUCAUUACUUGGGUCGAAGGGGUGAGAUCUUUGUCACGGCCUGCUGUCUGACUGCCACACCUAUUGGAUCUGCAUUUGCGACAUCAUGGCAAGGAUUGUUUGCCGCGAGAUUCGUCAUGGGCAUUGGAAUUGGCGCAAAAAAUGCCACGGUGCCGAUUUACUCUGCUGAAAUGGCACCGGCUCGCACCCGUGGUGCACUCGUGAUGUUCUGGCAACUUUGGGUUGUUGCUGGUAUUUUCCUAGGUUUCGCCGCGAACGUGAUCGUCAAAGAUACUGGUGAUAUCGCUUGGCGUCUUCAACUCGGCUCGGCUUUUAUUCCCUCUCUCAUCCUUGGAGUUGGUGUAUUCUUCUGUCCUGAGUCUCCUCGCUGGCUCAUGAAGCAUGGAAAAUUAGCCAAGGGGUUCAGGUCGAUGUCGCGCCUGCGUGCCCAUCCAAUUAUAGGAGCACGAGACUUCUACUACUCUUACAUCAUCUACCAGGAAGAGCUCAAGGAGGCACGAGGGGCAGGUUACUUCUCGCGUCUGUGGGAUUGUUUCGCUAUCCCUAGAAUCAGACGGGCAAAUUAUGGUGCUUCCACUGUCAUGAUUGCACAGCAGAUGUGUGGUAUUAACAUCAUUUCGUUCUAUAGCUCUACCAUCUUCUUGAAAGCCGGCUACUCGGAGGUACAGGCACUUUAUGCAUCCCUUGGAUAUGGUGCAAUUCAAGUGGUAGCAACCAUUCCCACAUUAUUCCUGAUCGACACCAAAGGCAGAAGAACUCUUACCCUGAUUGUGAGUGACUUAUGGGUUAACAAGAAGCUCUUUCUGACUGAAAACAUUAUCCAGACUUUCCCCUUCAUGUGUAUCUUCCUUCUUGCAGCCGGUUUGUCGCUCUUGAAGACAACCGGAACCGCUGGCGAAAGGAUUGGGCCCGUGGCAUUAUUCGUCUACCUGUUUACCAUUGCCUACUCCCUUGGUGAAGGACCAGUCGCCUUCCAAUACUCCGCCGAGGUUUUCCCCACUGUCCACCGUGAGCAAGGAAUGGCUUGGGCAGUUUGCAUCAACAACACAUUCGCUGGUGCUCUCGGUCUCACAUUCCCUCGGAUGACGACCGUCAUGACACAGACCGGUGCUUUCGGCUUCUAUGCCGGUUUGAACCUCAUCGCCUGGGGCAUGAUCUUCUGCUUUGUGCGAGAAACCAAGCAGCUCACACUAGAAGAAUUGGAUCAGGUCUUCUCCGUCGAGACCAGGAAAUACAUUCACCAUGAGUUGACAGUUUGGCUUCCAUGGUUUAUCAAGAAAUAUGUUUUCCGACAGAACAUCCCGAAGCCACCGGCGAUUAUCGCGACCGCAAAGGAAGUCUCUGGCAACCAAGUGUCGAGAUCAGAAGCCCCGCCGAGCUACGAGGGGACUGUGGCAGCCCCAGCUGGCAAGUGA